Antechinus flavipes (yellow-footed antechinus) is the source of this 2943-nucleotide messenger RNA. It is a transcript of the gene LMOD1, whose product is annotated as leiomodin 1. Bases 240 to 2045 code for a protein of 601 amino acids. Gene Ontology annotation, molecular function: tropomyosin binding; actin binding. NCBI's taxonomy places the organism in Eukaryota, Metazoa, Chordata, Mammalia, Dasyuromorphia, Dasyuridae. The record is from RefSeq and is a predicted model, not a curated record. Gene Ontology annotation, biological process: myofibril assembly; muscle contraction; pointed-end actin filament capping. Gene Ontology annotation, cellular component: striated muscle thin filament; myofibril. The transcript is spliced from 3 exons.
UAACCAUUAUCCCCCGGGGCAGAAGGGAGGCUGCUUCGAUUUAACACUUCAGCACCUGCAUCAAAAGAGGGGAAAGUAGCCACCCGCUUAUCCAGUUUGCGGAUUUGCUCCCAAGUCCAUUCUCUCAUCCAAAUCUCCAAACUGAGCCCCUUCACCUGCUCACCCAGAAGUCAAGGCCCCCCCUUCCCCUCUCCGAAUACACGCACACACCGCUUUGAGCGGAGCUCCAUCUCUUCAAGAUGUCCAAGGUAGCCAAGUACCGCAGACAGGUGAGCGAAGAUCCUGAUAUUGACAGCUUGCUGUCUACGCUGUCUCCGGAGGAGAUGGAGGAGCUGGAGAAGGAGCUGGAUGUGGUGGACCCAGAUGGGAGUAUUCCCGUGGGGCUCCGGCAGAGGAACCAGACAGACAAGCAGUCCACUGGCUUGUACAAUCGUGAAGCCAUGCUCAAUUUCUGUGAAAAGGAGACCAAGAAACUUAUCCAGAGGGAAAUGUCAAUAGAUGAAAGCAGGCAAGUGGAGACCAAGACAGAUGCCAAGAAUGGAGAUGAGAAGGGUAGGGAUGCUGGUAAAAAAGCCCUUAGUUCCAAACGGGACUCUGACCUGGGAAAAGAGUCAAAGAAGGACAGUCCAAAAAUAAGCCAACAAAAAGAGAAAGAUGAAACAGAUGGCAAACGCAAAGAGAAACUCAAGGAUGACAAAGUCCUGAGGGGCAUAGACAAAGGCAGGGUCAAGGCUGCUGUGGACAAGAAAGAGAUGGGGAAGGAUGGGAAAGGAGAAGAAAAAACAGUGGCAGCAAAGAAAGCGGAUGAGAAGAAAGGAAUUGAAAGGAGCAGAAGUGUGAGCAACGACAAGGAGAAGAAGGGAGAAGACAAGAGUGAAGGAGAUAAAAAAAAGGAGGAAGAGAAAGUGAAAACAGGGAGUGGCAAAGAGGAGGUAAAAAAUGAAGAUGGGAAAGUUAAGAAGGGGGAUCCCGCCACCCCAAAGGAGACUAAGGAUGAUGGCAAGCCCAAGAAUAUUAAGGCUGCAGAGUCUGAGAAGCCAGUCUCCAGUAUCCCUGCCAAGGCCCCAGAGACUCCCGCCAAGGCCCCAGAGACUCCUGCCAAGGUCUCAGAGACUCCCACUAAGGCCCCAGAGACUCCCGCCAAGGCCCCAGAGACUCCGGCCAAGGCGGAAGAGGAAGCGGCCCCUAGCAUAUUUGAUGAACCUCUGGAAAAGGUGAAGAAUAAUGAUCCAGAGAUGACAGAGGUAAAUGUCAAUAACUCAGAUUGCAUCACAAAUGAGAUCCUGGUCAAAUUCACCGAGGCUCUGGAAUUCAACACUGUGGUCAAAGUGUUUGCCUUAGCCAACACUCGGGCCGAUGACCAUGUGGCUUUUGCUAUUGCCAUCAUGCUCAAGGCCAACAAGACCAUAACCAGUGUCAACCUGGACUCAAACCACAUCACUGGCAAAGGCAUCCUGGCCAUCUUCCGGGCUCUGCUCCAGAACAACACGCUGACGGAGCUUCGCUUCCAUAAUCAAAGACACAUCUGUGGAGGCAAGACCGAGAUGGAAAUCGCCAAGCUCCUCAAGGAGAACACCACCCUCCUCAAACUGGGCUAUCACUUUGAACUGGCGGGUCCCCGGAUGACCGUCACCAAUUUGCUCAGCCGCAAUAUGGACAAACAGAGGCAAAAGAGGCUGCAGGAGCAGAAGCAAGCACAGGGUGCCGGUGGGGAGAAGAAGGACCAGCUGACAGUGCCCAAGAUUGGGACCCUGCCCAAAGGUUCCCCUAAGCCAUCUCCACAGCCUUCCCCAAAGUCCUCCCCGAAGAACUCCCCCCAAAAGGGUGGCUCUCCUGCCGCCCCACCCCCACCUCCACCUCCCCUGGCUCCUCCCCUCUUGCCAGAGAACCUAAGGAAUUCCCUUUCUCCAGCCACCCAAAGGAAGAUGGGGGAUAAGGUCCUCCCAGCACAAGAGAAGAACUCUCGGGACCAACUGCUAGCUGCCAUCCGUUCCAGCAACCUCAAGCAGCUCAAGAAGGUGGAAGUACCCAAACUGCUUCAGUAGGACGAGGGGCCUGGGGACAGUGUCUGCCCAUCCCAUAACUGUGCUCAGACCAAGCCUCCCAGAAUGAUGCAGACCUCCCCCAACCUCAGCUUCCUGCUGUGGAGGGACCUACUCUGUGAAGGGAGUCCCAGGAGACAGGCCAACGACCCUGAAGUCCAGGCCAUAUUCAAGGAAAGACACCUCCUUUAAGCUCACCUUUCUUUUCUUAUCUUUGAGAUGCUCCAAGGAUUUCUUUUCCCUGGAAUAGAGGGUUCUGGACUAUGAGUCAACCUCGUGUGCCACUCAGAAAGUGGCAUAUUCCUGGGCACCAUGUUCCCAGCUAGCCAUGGAAGACCUGUGGCUAGAGAGAUGCCCUGCAAGGACCACAUGACACUCUUCUUCCUUUCCUCCCAAAGCCUGCUGCUCCUGUGGCUGGGAUUCGGCUCUUCGAGGAGCCCAGGAGACACAGUUGAUGGGGUUGGUGGGUCUCUGAAUGUGGCCCUGCCAGGAGAAGGGAGAUGGCUUGGUAUGGAAGGGUGGAGGUGAGCAGGAGGCAAAAAGGAAUCAUAUUUGUUUAGGCUGCACAUAAUUGGGAAGAGUUUUCAGAAAAGAGAUGAAAGUGAUAGGGACCCAAGAAGGGAGUAGCAGUGCUCCUGGAAUGUGUCUGGGUUGAUUGGAAAGGAAGUGGUGGGAACAGCAGUGUUUUGGAUUGACUUUUCAGAGGUUGAAAUGAAGGGGAAGGGGAAGGGGCCGGCUGCUGGGCAAGAAUGAGAGAGGGGCAAACCCAGAAUGACAGUUGGUCAUACCAGAUACCAACAGACAUGUCCCUCAUAUUACUAGCUACUGUAUAGGAUAGCUGUGUAUCUGUUUUUUUUUUCCAUAAGAUUUUGAUAAUAUAUACAAACCUUUAGCUGCCUAA